Molecule: messenger RNA, 1473 nt
Organism: Danio rerio (zebrafish)
Lineage: Eukaryota; Metazoa; Chordata; Actinopteri; Cypriniformes; Danionidae
Source: RefSeq, a predicted model, not a curated record
UUUCUUGAGUCUUGUUUGAAAGAAAGUGGCUGCUGUUGUUUGUGUUCUGACAACCGAGCCAAACUGUACAGCGUGUAUUACAUCGGGCAAAUGAACUCGCUGUGUAUCUGCAGCAGAUACUUACAGGGCUGGAAAACAAUAAAAGACGCGCCUCGCCAAUAAACAACGCUGGCACGUUGUUUGAUAUGUUAAAAAGCAUAAUUUCAAAUGGCGGUGAACUGAGCUCAUCACCAGGAUUACAACAUCUGGGAAGACCCACCAAACGGGCAGAUGGACUUCUGAAGAGGAGGGAUUUACAGUGUUUUCUUUAAUAAUGGUAUUUAACAGCUGUGAGGCUUUUGACAAUCCAGUGUCUUACUUCUACAACAGGACUGGCAAGCCUAUUAGUCCAAACUGGCGCACUCAUGACUUUGUGGUGGUCGGUCUGGGGCUCCCCAUUUGUGUUUUCAUCAUCCUGGCCAAUAUGUUGGUCAUAGCGGCUAUAAUUGUCAACCGAAAGUUCCACUUCCCAAUUUAUUACCUUUUAGGAAACAUGGCGGCCGCUGACCUCUUCGCUGGCAUCUCGUAUUCGUAUCUAGUGUUCCACACAGGACCCUGGACCAUCAAUUUGACCAUUAAGGAGUGGUUUGUGCGUGGGGCAUUGAUUAACAUGAGCCUCACCGCCUCGGUGGUCAACCUGUUGGCAGUGGCUGUUGAGCGCCAUCAGACCAUCUUCACCAUGCAGCUCCACACCACGAUGACCCGCCGGCGAGUGGUCAUGCUGAUAGUCACCAUCUGGGUGGUGGCAGUUGUCAUGGGUUUGGUGCCCACCAUGGGCUGGAAUUGUGUGUGUGACCAGUUAGGUUGCAGCACGGUUGCGCCACUGUACUCGCGCAGCUUCCUAGUGUUUUGGGCCAUCCUCAACCUCAUGGCCUUCUUCAUCAUGGUGGCCGUUUACACGCACAUCUUCAUCUACGUCCGCCGGCGAAGUCAAGUUAUGUCCCCUCACACAGAUCAGCCCUCAAAUAAUCAGACGGUUAUCAGCCUCAUGAAGACCAUGUCCAUGAUACUGGGUGCCUUUGUGAUCUGCUGGACUCCAGGUCUGGUGAUCCUCCUUCUGGACGGUCUGAAGUGCAUCGAAUGUCACGUCCUGAAGUAUGAGAAGUACUGCCUGGUUCUGGCCGAGUGCAACUCUCUGGUGAACCCCAUCAUCUACUCUUUUCGGGACGAGGACAUGAGGACCACCUACAAACGCAUUCUCUGCUUCCCUUGGAGAAGAAUGCGGCCGCACGAGGGGCCUUCUGGCAUCCGCUUCGAGCCUGUGAAAACAGGGGCUCCCCCUGAGAAAAACAGCCAGAACUCCAGCAGCCCAGAGGCCGCUCCUCCACAAAGCCCAUUGUCUUGAUGGAAAAACCAUUUCUCCCUGUAAAUAAAUGACUUUGUAUUUGCUUAGUGAAAUGAGUACAAAGAGUAAAUAAUACUUCAUUUUUGAUA